AUGGAUCUCCCAGUCUGCGCGCAGCACCCCCGGUUUGGUUCCGAGGCUCCGCCCACCGCGCUGAUGACGCGCAGACGACUUCGCGCAUGCUCAUUACGGGCAGGGCGGUGUUGUUUUCCGUUCUCUGUUGAAGUGGGUCGGCGGUGGGAUCGGGAUCCGGGAAAGGAUUAUUCUCUGCGGGGCAACACCGACAAUUUCCAUUCGGGUUGCUACAUUGAUCCCACUCCCGCCUCCUCCCGCUGUCAGACCCGUCCUGAGCCGCAUGUCCGGGGGCUUCUGCUGCUGUUGCCCAUCCGCUUCAAUACUGACCACUGCGCUACCGUCCGCUUCAAUGCCGACCACUACGUUACCGUCCGCUUCAAUACUGACCACUACACUACCGUCCGCUUCAAUACUGACCACUGCACUACCGUCCACUUCAAUGAUGACCACUACGCUACCCUCCGCUUCAAUACUGACCACUCCACUACCGUCCGCUUCAAUACUGACCACUCCACUACCGUCCGCUUCAAUACUGACCACUGCGCUACCGUCCGCUUCAAUACUGCACUACCGUCUGCUUCAAUACUGACCACUACGUUACCGUCCGCUUCAAUUCUGAACACGUCCGCUUCAAUACUGACCACUCCACUACCGUCCGCUUCAAUACUGACCACUACACUCCUCUUCAAUACUGAACACGUCCGCUUCAAUACUGACCACUGCGCUACCGUCCGCUUCAAUACUGCACUACCGUCCGCUUCAAUACUGACCACUACGUUACCGUCCGCUUCAAUUCUGAACACGUCCGCUUCAAUACUGACCACUACACUACCGUCCGCUUCAGUGCCGACCACUACACUACCGUCCACUUCAAUACCGACCACUACGCUACCCUCCGCUUCAAUACUGACCACUCCGCUACCGUCCGCUUCAAUACGGACCACUACACUCCUCUUCAAUACUGAACACGUCCGCUUCAAUACUGCACUACCGUCUGCUUCAAUACUGACCACUACGUUACCGUCCGCUUCAAUUCUGAACACGUCCGCUUCAAUACUGACCACUACACUACCGUCCGCUUCAGUGCCGACCACUACACUACCGUCCACUUCAAUACCGACCACUACACUACCGUCCGCUUCAAUACCGAUCACUACACUACCGUCCGCUUCAAUACCGACCACUACGCCACCGUCCGCUUCAAUACCGACCACUACGCCACCGUCCGCUUCAAUACCGACCACUACGCCACCGUCCGCUUCAAUACCGACCACUACGCCACCGUCCGCUUCAAUACCGACCACUACGCCACCGUCCGCUUCAAUACCGACCACUACGCCACCGUCCGCUUCAAUGCCGACCACUACGCCACCGUCCGCUUCAAUGCCGACCACUACGCCACCGUCCGCUUCAAUGCCGACCACUACGCCACCGUCCGCUUCAAUGCCGACCACUACGCUACCGUCCAGUUCAAUACCGACCACUACGCUACCGUCCACUUCAAUACUGACCACUACACUACCGUCCACUUCAAUACUGACCACUACGCUACCGUCCAGUUCAAUACCGUCCGCUACGCUACCGUCCGCUUCAAUACCGACCACUACGCUACCGUCCGCUUCAAUACCGAGCACUACGCUACCGUCCGCUUCAAUGCCGACCACUGCUCUACCGUCCGCUUCAAUACCGACCACUACACUACCGUCCGCUUCAAUACCGACCAGUGCGCUACCGUCCGCUUCAAUACCGACCAGUGCGCUACCGUCCGCUUCAAUACCGACCACUCCGCUACCGUCCGCUUCAAUACCGACCACUACGUUACCGUCCGCUUCAAUACCGACCACUACACUACCGUCCGCUUCAAUACUGCACUACCAUCCGCUUCAAUACUGACCACUGCGCUACCGUCCGCUUCAAUACUG
Molecule: messenger RNA, 1904 nt
Organism: Mobula hypostoma (lesser devil ray)
Lineage: Eukaryota; Metazoa; Chordata; Chondrichthyes; Myliobatiformes; Myliobatidae
Product: mucin-2-like
Exons: 3
Coding region: 1-1875 (624 amino acids)
Source: RefSeq, a predicted model, not a curated record